AUGUCUCAAGAUCAUAGAAAACUUGACUCUGAUCUAAUAUGGAACAGUAUCAAGUCUCUAAUCAACAGUGAUGCCUCAUUGAAAGUGAAACACAUCAUCGCUCAUAUUCGGGAGACAUUCAACUACACAAUCUCUUGCAAAAAGGCAUGGAUUUCAAAGAAUAAGGUUAUCGCUGCUAUUUAUGGAAACUGGGAGACUUCAUACAACGACCUGCCGCAAUGGUUGUUGGUCAUGAAAACAUUUCUACCAGGUACUAUAAUAGAACUCGAGACCCUUCCUAUAUUUUCAAAUGAAGGGACUCAAAUCAGUGGUGCUAGAGUUUUUCACCGCCUUUUUGGGGCUUUCCAACCAUGCAUCAAGGGUUUUGCAUUCUGCAAACCGGUGGUUCAAGUAGAUGGCACAUGGUUAUAUGGAAAGUACAGGGGAACUUUGUUAAUGGUUGUGGCACAAGACGGAAAUAGGAACAUAUUUCCAAUAACUUUUGCAUUGGUAGAGGGUGAAACCGGAGAAGCAUGGAGUUUUUUCUUGAGAAAUCUUAGAAUGCAUGUGACAUCACAACCCAACCUAUGUUUGAUAUCAGAUCGACAUGAGUCAAUAAAGAGUUCCUAUAAUAACCCGGAUAAUGGCUGGCAACACCCUCCCUCCUCACACGUCUAUUGCAUCAGACAUAUAGCUCAAAAUUUCAUGAGGGAAUUCAGAGACAAGGAACUUCGGAAAAAAAUUAUUAACAUGGGGUAUGCAUUAAAUGAGGCAACAUAUGAAUAUUACAGGGGAGAGAUACGUAAGGUUAACAUAGAAGCGUUACAAUGGGUAGACAAUAUUCCAAGAGAAAAAUGGACGAGAUCAUUUGAUGGAGGGAAACGUUGGGGUCAUAUGACUACCAACCUCACAGAAUCGAUGAACUCAGUUUUAAAAUCCAAACGCAACCUACCUAUUACCGCUUUGGGAAUUGAGGAGGAAGUAAUCAAAUCAAAUAGCCACACAGUUAUGCAAUUUGAUCGUGAGAGGUUCUGCUUCCUGGUCCAGGAAACUGUUCAUCAUAGUGACGGCAGACCGACUACCCAUUACAACGUCGACCUUCAGAAUCUUACGUGUGAGUGUGGAAGAUUCCAAACGUUUCAUGUUCCUUGCUCACAUGUUAUUGCAGCGUGUUCAAGCAUAAGACAAGACUAUUCUGUGCAUAUAGCUGACGUGUUCAAAGUUGUAAACGUAUUUAAGGUCUACGAGGAAAGUUUCCUCGGGAUCCCGACCGAAACAAGUUGGCCAUAA
Lathyrus oleraceus (garden pea) is the source of this 1269-nucleotide messenger RNA. RefSeq lists its product as uncharacterized. The transcript has 3 exons. Lineage: Eukaryota; Viridiplantae; Streptophyta; Magnoliopsida; Fabales; Fabaceae. The coding region runs from base 1 to 1269 and encodes 422 amino acids. Gene Ontology annotation, molecular function: zinc ion binding. The record is from RefSeq and is a predicted model, not a curated record.